This is a messenger RNA of Trifolium pratense (red clover), 1778 nucleotides long. RefSeq names its product methionine aminotransferase-like. The transcript has 2 exons. NCBI's taxonomy places the organism in Eukaryota, Viridiplantae, Streptophyta, Magnoliopsida, Fabales, Fabaceae. Gene Ontology annotation, molecular function: pyridoxal phosphate binding; L-kynurenine:2-oxoglutarate transaminase activity. Gene Ontology annotation, cellular component: cytoplasm. The record is from RefSeq and is a predicted model, not a curated record. The coding region runs from base 250 to 1434 and encodes 394 amino acids. Gene Ontology annotation, biological process: biosynthetic process.
GUGUUGCUUUUUUUACUUUAUUGUUCAAUCCACCAUUGAAUUAAGAAAACGAGAGAUGGCUGCACAAAAAUAGUUGGAGAGGAUAUAAUCAUUGAUGUGUCACCUUUUCAAAAAAAUCAUUGAUGUGUCACAGGCUUGGAGCAAUUUUUGGGGGACCCAAUAUUAUGAUCAAAUCUUAGUCUUUCAUUUCACUACGACUCCAAAGCCAAUAUCCGAGAGCUCCAAUCAUUCAUCAUCACCCUACCAACCAUGUCAACCACCGCUGAGACAACCCACCAUCCUUUGCAGGUUGCAAAGCGAUUAGAGAAGUUCAAACCAACAAGUUUCACCCAGAUAAGUAUGCUUACCAUCAAACACGGAGCUAUUAAUCUUUGUCGUGGCUAUCCCAACUUUGAUGGUCCAGAAUUUGUAAAGGAAGCAGCAAUUCAAGCAAUCAGGGAUGGGAAUAAUCAGUAUGCAAGGGGUUUUGGAGUUCCAGACCUCAACAUUGCCAUUGCUGAGAGAUUCAAGAAAGAUACCGGACUAAUUGUAGACCCUGAUAAGGAAAUUACUGUUACAACUGGUUGCAAAGAAGCAAUUGCAGCAACUGUAUUAGGAUUAAUAAAUCCUGGUGAUGAGGUUAUUUUGUUUUCUCCUUUAUAUGAUUCUUAUAAUGUCAUUUUAUCUGUGGCUGGUGCAAAUAUAAAAAGCAUCACUCUGCACCCUCCUGAUUUUGCUGUUCCAAUUGAAGAGUUGAAGUCCACUAUCUCAAAGAAUACUCGUGUGAUUCUUAUAAAUACCCCUCACAAUCCUACCGGAAAGAUGUUCACUCGAGAGGAACUCAAUACCAUUGCAUCUCUUUGCAUUGAGAAUGAUGUUUUAGUUUUCUCUGAUGAAGUUUAUGAUAAGUUGGCAUUUGAUAUGAAACACAUUUCAAUUGCUUCUUUGCCAGGAAUGUUCGAGCGGACGGUGACAAUGAACUCCUUAGGGAAGUCAUUCUCCCUAACUGGAUGGAAGAUUGGAUGGGUUAUAGCACCAGCACACUUAACAUGGGGAGUGCGACAGGCGCACACUUUCAUCACUUUUUCAGUUUCCAAUCCUUUGCAGUGCGGUGCUGUAGCAGCACUUAGAGCACCAGAUUCAUACUUUGUGGAGCUAAAGAGGGACUAUAUAACAAAGAGAGCUAUUUUAGUGGAAGGGUUGAAGAGUGUUGGAUUCAAAGUGUUACCAUCCAAUGGAACAUUCUUUUUGCUUGCAGAUCACACCCCUUUUGGACUAGAAAACGAUGUUGCAUUUUGUGAAUAUCUAAUUAAGGAGAUUGGGGUGGCGGCAAUACCUUCAAGUGUAUUUUACUUGAAUCCAGAAGAGGGAAAGAAUCUAGUCAGAUUUACUUUCUGCAAGGAUGAGGAAACUCUUAAGGAAGCUGUUGAGAGGAUGAAGAAGCUUAAAAAAUAAUCUCUAUGCAUGAACAUAUCAUGUGAUACAUAUGAAAUAAAGAUCAUGUUCCUUUCUAGAAUCCCAAAGGUUUGAUUGUGGUGACUUAUGGUAUUCUCUUCCCCUGAAUGCCAAUGUUUUGAUGGGUAUGUGCUGGUUUGUUCUGUAAGAGUACAGACUCAUCACAACAUCAAUACUCGUGAAUUUGUUUUGCUUAGUUCUAGCAUAUGUAUAGGCUCCUCUUUUAUUGCUCUGUUGUGUUGUAUUGUACUGUAUUGUAUUGUGUUUUAUCUGCACUUAUAAGUUAAUAAUGUACCUUGUAUUCCAGCGUUACUAUGGAAAUAUUCAGUGAAAUAAUUCUCCUA